Pseudocercospora fijiensis CIRAD86 is the source of this 831-nucleotide messenger RNA. RefSeq lists its product as uncharacterized. Bases 1 to 831 code for a protein of 276 amino acids. The transcript is spliced from 2 exons. Gene Ontology annotation, cellular component: mitochondrial large ribosomal subunit; mitochondrial ribosome. The record is from RefSeq and is a predicted model, not a curated record. Gene Ontology annotation, molecular function: structural constituent of ribosome. Gene Ontology annotation, biological process: mitochondrial translation. NCBI's taxonomy places the organism in Eukaryota, Fungi, Ascomycota, Dothideomycetes, Mycosphaerellales, Mycosphaerellaceae.
AUGCUGCUCAGCGGCGCAUACAGUGUACCGCUUGCUCGCGCAGCAUCAUCAGCCCUUCCGCUCUCAUUCCUCCUCCCAGCAUUCGCAGCAGCGCAAACGCAAACCCAGACAAGCUCCUUUUCCACCUCCAGCGCCGACUUUGCUCGUUCUCGCCCGAAAAAAGAUCGCAACCCAGCACGUGGUGUCUCAGCUCUUCAUCGUACUGGUCUGAAGAAGCAGAGAGUAUCCAUCAAGCCAGAAGACCUUCCCAAGCCGGUUCUGGAUCCUGCGCGAAGAACGCAAGUACAAACGGAUGAGGAUCAUGGCCUGUGGGAGUUCUUCCCACCAGACAGGAAAUCGAUGGCGACUCCUGAGGAGAUGAACGAGCACGGGAGAAGUUGGUAUGUUGAAGAGCUGAGAGUCAAGGACUGGGAUGACCUUCAUCGCUUGUGGUGGGCUUGUUUGAAGGAGAGAAACAGGCUUAUCACGUACGCAAAUGAACGCAAGAGGGUGGGCAAUAUGUAUGGAGGGUACGAGAGUACAGAGAGGGAUAAGACGAUCAAGCGAACGAUGAAGAACAUCAAAUACGUGCUGACGGAGCGAUGGUACUCCUGGGAGAAUGCGCGUGUGGCUGCCAUGCAAGAUCCAGAGAUCAACAUGUAUGCCGAUUUGGAUGCCGGCGAGCCUGCAUACCUGCCACGCGAGGACAGCCUUGAGGUGAGUGAGAUCUUCAUCGAUUUGGCGCAAUAUACUGACACAGAACAGCCCGAGUCUCACACGGCCUCUGAAGAAGCUGAAGCGCAAUCAGGAAUGCCACCUCCAGAGCCACCGAAGCCUGAAGUAAGGGCAUAA